This is a messenger RNA of Rhea pennata, 2181 nucleotides long. RefSeq names its product interleukin-31 receptor subunit alpha-like. Gene Ontology annotation, biological process: cytokine-mediated signaling pathway. Gene Ontology annotation, cellular component: external side of plasma membrane; signaling receptor complex; membrane. Gene Ontology annotation, molecular function: cytokine binding; cytokine receptor activity. Bases 1 to 2181 code for a protein of 726 amino acids. Lineage: Eukaryota; Metazoa; Chordata; Aves; Rheiformes; Rheidae. The transcript has 15 exons. The record is from RefSeq and is a predicted model, not a curated record.
AUGAAGAACUUCUCACUGCUCGUUGCUAUCUUUUUAUUUGAAACAGAUACUUGCAACUGCUCAAGCUGGGACUUCCCAUUUUGCAAGCAGCUUCAAGAUUGGGACAAUGAAUUGAUAUGCUACAGAGAAGCAAGUGAAGAUCUGACAUGUACCUGGUUGCCAGUACCCAGUGCUCCAAAUACUGUUACUUAUACUGUAAUCUUAAAAUGGGAAAGGAUCACAAAACUUUUGCAAAGAAACACAUCAACGCCUUACAUCACAAUAGAACGGAAGGAUCUUUACAUGAAACGCUCUGCAUCUAUCUGGAUAGCUGUGAACUAUGCCCAUGAGCGCUGUUUGAAAGGGAAGAACAUCUCAGUGACACCAAGCAAAGCAGGGAAGUGCUUGACACCAUCUAGCGUAAAUGCUCAGCAGAUCACAAACGAAGUGAUAAUAAAAUGGGACCUGCCUGCAACUCCUACAAAAUAUGAGCUGAGAUACAGAGAGGCACUCAGAGAAUCCACUCAGUGGACAUUGGUGACCGCAGAAAGCAAUGCUGUCAACAUCACUAUUUCAAACUUAAAUGUUAUGUCUUCAUACAUUGUUCAGCUCAGAUGCAUAGCCAAGAAUGAUCAUCACUGUGUUUGUGUUUGGAGUAGAGAGAUUUUGGUCCCUCACAAGCUCACUAACAAGCCAAUACUAUCAUAUAACACAACUACAGAAAUCUCUCCAGGCAGAAGAAGCGUUCUUCUUAAGUGGGAGGUAGCACAAAGCAGGAAUGUCCUUGGAUACUAUGUUAAUGUAGAAAGAGUGCCAAACAGUUGCAUGCGUUUACCAGAACGCAUUAUUCUAAAGGACCAAAAAAUUCUUCUAAAUCUCUCUAUGGCUUAUUAUAGAAUUAAUAUUUCUGCCUAUAACCAAGCAGGAGAAUCUCCACAAACCAUUUAUGUUGUCCCGGAUUUCUCUGCAACAGACUUACCUGGCCAAAUCAACGUCAAACCUCAGGGAACUAAUACGGUUGUCACCUGGACUCCAGAAUACAAACCAAAAUGUUUUGUGGUUGACUGGGGCACUAGUAAAGAGGAUAUGCGCAUGAAAAUAAUAGCUACAGCUACCAGAAAUUUCACACUAGACAACUUUCAGCCUUAUAAGUUGUACAAAAUAAUGGUACAUGGAUCUGAUGUAUGUCACUGUGAAAAUUUCACAAGACAAGAAAAGACUUUCGGAGCGACCCACUUUUACUCAGUUGAAGGAGUUCCUAGAAUAGGUCCCACUAACGUGACAGUUCUGAAUAUCACAAAGCAUACUGCAGUUGUGAAGUGGACUGAAAUAGCUGCUGAAGACUGUUUGGGCUUUCUCCAGGGAUACAGAAUAAGCUACAUAGAUUCAGCAAGAACAAAAUCCCUGGCUAUAACUGUCAAUUCUUCUACCAUGAGUUACCAUCUUACCGGACUUAAGGAAAAGACUAUCUACCGUGUGCAGAUAUCAGGAUUCACCAAAGCCGGAGAAGGACCUCAGACUCUUUCACAACCUUUCAGGACUCCAAAAUACGAUAAAGGAGAAUUUGAAGGUUUUGUUACUGGCCUUUGCUUCAGUAUGAUGCUCAUUCUGGUUUUUGCACCUCUCACUUGUUCUCUGAUGCUUAAAAGGUUGAAAGAAUGGUGCUGGCCUAGGGUACAAAAUCCAAGAAACAGCACUGCAAUCCAAGAUAUGACUAAUUGGAAACCCAUCUCAAGAUCACUGCUUGAGGCCCUGACAGACAAUGAUACCACCAGCCUGUAUGUCAUAGAGCAUGAGUCAAAGGCUCCCUUGAACCUAGAGCUCUUUAAACAUGAUGUAGAAGAUGACAGCAAGUGUGACACACGCCAGUCAGAAACACUUAGGAAUAACAUAGACAUAAGCCUAAGGCACACACAAAUCCCUGAAAAAGCUGUUACAAGUGAAAAUGAAGGGGUCAUUUCCAUUACAGUACCACUCUUGAGUGACUACACGAGCAUGGAUUUGAGCCAGAAAGCCCUGAUGAGUCUAACAGUGAAGCUGCCUGCAAGAGCUGCUCAUCCUCAUCUGGAAACGAAGCUAAGCAAUAAGCCAACAAAAACUGAGCAACAGGUUUUGUUUGCUCCUCAAGACUACCUGAAACAAAGCCAGGUCAUAUUUACACCAUCUGGACCAACUUUAAGAGGACAUAUCAAUUUGACCUGA